CCCAGAUUCCCUUACGGAAGCGAAAAAGUGCGCGGUGUGAACAUCGGUGGAUGGCUUGUCUUGGAGCCAUGGAUAACUCCGUCGCUUUUUGAUAAUACAGGCUACGAUAAUAUUGUGGACGAAUGGACGUUCUGUGCUUUUCAGGACAGAGCAACUGCAGCUGCGACUUUGCAGAGUCACUGGGAUACUUUUUACACCGAGUCUGACUUUGCUGCUAUCGCUGCAGCCGGCUUGAACCAUGUUAGGAUCCCUAUCGGAUACUGGGCAUUCGACACGUCUGGAGGGGAACCAUUCAUCAGCGGGCAGUAUCCCUAUCUUCUUAAAGCCGUUGGCUGGGCGAGAAAUCAAGGUCUAUUUGUGAUUAUCGACGUGCAUGGCCUUCCUGGAUCCCAGAAUGGCUUUGACAAUUCUGGCCGCAAGGGCCCUGUUAACUGGCCAAAUUCGCAAUCCAAUAUUGAUCGUUCCAAUACUAUCAUUCAAACCCUUGCGGUGGAGUUCUCCAAGGCUUCGUAUGCCAAUGUUGUUAGUGCCAUUCAGCCAGUCAACGAACCAGCAGGAUUUGUAGGCGGCAAUAUUCUUCCCGUGACUCGUCAAUACUAUUAUGGCUCCUACGACAAAAUACGAAACAAUGGGGGUAAUAUGGUCCUGGUCCUUCAUGAUGCUUUCCAGGAUCUCUCUUUUUGGAGCGGUGUCAUGCCAUCUUCAAGAUUCAGUAACGUCUUGAUGGAUACGCACCAUUAUCAGAUUUUUAGCAACGCCGACGUUGCAAAGACUUGGCCACAGCACUAUGCCACUGCUUGUCAGCGCGGUGACGCCAUUGCCUCAUGGGCCCAAACACCAGGAAAUCUGUGGACGAUCGUUGGGGAAUGGACAACAACUCCUUACGAUUGCGCCAAGUACAUCAACGGUCGGGGUGUGGGGUCUCGUUACGAUGGAACGUAUCCUGGCUCUCGAAAGCUUGGCGUUUGCUGGCCUUUCACGGGAUCGUCGAGCAGGUUUAGCGAUUCUUACAAGAGGUUCAUGCGCAAGUAUUUCGAAGCCCAGACAAGCUCUUUCGGAAAGGCAGGCGGAUGGAUUUACUGGACAUGGAAGACCGAAGCCACGGACGAGUGGAGCUACGAAAAGGGGCUUUCAGGAGGUUGGAUCCCUCAAGAUCCCACAGAACGCCUGUACCCGAAUAUCUGCGGGUGA
This is a messenger RNA of Cantharellus anzutake, 1191 nucleotides long. Its product is annotated as glycoside hydrolase family 5 protein. The annotation marks the transcript as partial. Gene Ontology annotation, cellular component: cell surface; extracellular region. The record is from RefSeq and is a predicted model, not a curated record. The transcript is spliced from 13 exons. Gene Ontology annotation, biological process: glucan catabolic process. Gene Ontology annotation, molecular function: beta-glucosidase activity. NCBI's taxonomy places the organism in Eukaryota, Fungi, Basidiomycota, Agaricomycetes, Cantharellales, Hydnaceae.